GAGGAGCAUAUCCCACGUCGAAACCAAACAACUACUAUACUUUCUUUUCAUAUUGCAAAAACAACCUUCUUUUGUCUCUUUCCGGAAAUGGGUUCACUACCUAAUUUGGAAACUCCUCCCCAAAUUUCAAGAAUUUCAACAGUAGUUCCAGCAACCCCUCGUGGUGAAGAAAAUAGUGCAUAUAAUCUCAACUACAUGGACCUGCUUAUGAAACUCCACUAUAUCCGAUCCAUAUACUUGUUCAAUUCUAAAGCGGUUCAAAACCUCUCAAUAUCUGACUUAAAAGCACCAAUGUUUCAACUACUUGAUUCAUACUCACAUGUUUCAGGUAGGGUUAGAAUAUCAGAAUCAGGAAGACCGUUUAUCAAGUGCAACGACGCGGGUGUGCGAAUAGCAGAGUCACACUGUGAGAAAACACUGCGUGAAUGGUUGGAUGAGAAAGAGUACUCUGUUGAUGAACUUGUAUAUGAUCAUGUGCUUGGUCCUGAUCUUGCAUUUUCUCCUUUGGUUUUUGUCAAGUUCACAUUCUUCAAAUGUGGAGGACUCUCAGUGGGACUGAGCUGGGCUCACAUUCUUGGAGAUGCAUUUUCAGCUCGUAACUUCAUCACCAAGUGGAGUCACACCCUAGCUGGUCAAGCUCCACCAAAAUCUCUCCACAUGCCAAAUCUCACUAAACCUCAAUUCUUAUCGAAUUCUGUUUAUGAUAAUCCCAUUUCCAUUAAAAGGGCAACAACAAUUGAAGAAUAUUGGCUCGCUGCCACUGAUAGUUAUGUAGCUACUCACACUUUUCACAUCACUUCCAAACAACUUCAUCAUUUGUUAACAACAUCCACAUCAACCAAUAUCAAUAUCAAUACCAAGACAAAGUAUUUUGAAAUUAUUUCAGCUAUGAUUUGGAAAUGUAUAGGACAAAUAAGAGGAAACUUUGGACCUAGGGUUGUGACAAUAUGUACUACAAAUAUCUCUAAUCGCGCUGAAAAUGAAUUCCCGACAAAUGGCUCGGUGUUGAGCAAAAUCGAAACAAGUUUAUCACCUGGGGAAUCUGAAAUAUCAGAAUUAGUGAAGCUAAUUGCUGAGAAAAAAAUGAACGAGAAUCAUGGAUUGGAAAAAAUGAUGGAGGAAGGUGAAGGAAAAGAUGAUUUUAUUGUUUAUGGAGCAAAGUUAACAUUUGUAGAUUUGGAAGAAGGUAAUUUUUAUGGUGUAAAGAUUAAUGGGCAGAAACCAAUUUUGGCAAAUUGUGAUUUUCGUGGUGUGGGUGAUCAAGGAGUUGUUUUGGUUCUUUCAGGACCAGAAGAUUACAAUGGUAAUAAUGGAAGGAUGGUAACAAUUUCUUUACCUGGGAAAGAACUUGACCAAUUGAAAUGUAAACUAGCACAAGAAUGGGAUAUACAAUAUUGUUCGAGUCUUGGACUUUGUUAACGGGUCUUAUUAACUGUGUGUGUGUUUUCUUACCCUUUUGCUUGUUGGUUUUUGUUUGGUCUAUCUCUGUAUGGUGCUAUUAUAUAAGGGUUUAGUUAUUAAUAUUGAUUGUGUUACAAGGAAUGUAACAUACACUUCGAGUCGUUUUGUGAUGUUAGAUAAAGAUUUAGUUACUAAUAUUGAUGAUUGUGUUAUAAGGAA
This is a messenger RNA of Medicago truncatula (barrel medic), 1620 nucleotides long. RefSeq names its product protein ECERIFERUM 2. Lineage: Eukaryota; Viridiplantae; Streptophyta; Magnoliopsida; Fabales; Fabaceae. Gene Ontology annotation, molecular function: acyltransferase activity, transferring groups other than amino-acyl groups. The coding region runs from base 88 to 1419 and encodes 443 amino acids. The transcript is spliced from 2 exons. The record is from RefSeq and is a predicted model, not a curated record.